Messenger RNA from Maudiozyma barnettii, 1419 nucleotides. It is a transcript of the gene MGR3, whose product is annotated as Mgr3p. The transcript has a single exon. Gene Ontology annotation, cellular component: i-AAA complex. The record is from RefSeq and is a predicted model, not a curated record. The coding region runs from base 1 to 1419 and encodes 472 amino acids. Gene Ontology annotation, molecular function: misfolded protein binding. Lineage: Eukaryota; Fungi; Ascomycota; Saccharomycetes; Saccharomycetales; Saccharomycetaceae. Gene Ontology annotation, biological process: protein quality control for misfolded or incompletely synthesized proteins.
AUGAAUAGUCGUAUUCUAUCCAAAUUUGCUUCUUCUUUGCGAUCGAAGUAUGCAUUGUUGGGUAAAAAUCAGAGGUGGAUCAUUGGUGUUGGGAGCGCCGUCUCUGUUACAUUUGGUACCGCUUAUUACUUAUCAAAAUAUAGAGAUUCUCGUCGAACCUAUUUAUCCCCAUACACAUAUGCUAAUUAUUACAGUGAUAGAUAUAGAUAUCCUACUCAUUUAGAAAAUUAUUUGAAACAAGCUGUAUGGGAUGAAAGUAGCAAUGUUAAUUACAACUAUACAGAAUCUCUUCAUAAAUAUAUUGAAGUAUUAAAUAAAUUACAAGAUUUAAAAGUUAAUCCUUUAAGUGAUGAGUAUACUAGGAUAGAAUUAAAAAUUGCAGAAAUGUUUGAGAAAUUAGAUUUACAUGAAAAUGCGAAAAAUAUUUACUUGGAAAUGUUAUAUAGAUUUUUUGAAUCCUUGAAUACUCCAGGGGUAGUACCAGACGAGAUGAGACCUGAGUUGAUUAGAAAGGAUUUGAGAGUUUUGAUUAAAUCAUUGGAAGUGAAUAAAGAUUUAGAGAUAGGUAAAAGAAACUUGUUAGCUCAUUUGUUACUUGCCCAAGAGGAAAUUUUAAUUAGAUCACCUGAAUUGAAAAAGUUUUUCGACUCAAAGAGAGAAAAAGCAGAAAAAUUGGUGAAAGGUAAACCAAUUAAUGGUUCAGAAUUUAAAUCUUUCGUUAAUGAUGAAAAUCUGAAAUUUAAUGAAGAUGGUUAUAUGAUUAUGGACAUUCAAAAGAAUACUAGUGCAUGGGAACCCUUUAAAGAAGAAUUUUUUACAGCUAGGGAUUUGUACACUGCGUAUUGUUUGUCAGCCAAAGAUGUUCCGUCAGCAUUAAGUUGUAAGAUGACUACUGUUCAAUGGAUGAUUAUGGCAGAUAUGCCACCAGGUCAAAUCUUAUUAGCGCAAGCAAAUUUGGGUGCGUUGUUAUACUUACAAGCGGAAAAGUUUGAGUCUGACCUCUUUCAAAUUGAUAGCAAAUGUAAGAUAGAUCCAGGAUUUAUAGAAGAUGAAAAAGUGGUAAAAGCCUUAAGGUAUUUAAGGAAAAAUAGAGAUACGUGUUUACAAAUGGCUAACCAAUGUUAUGAUUCUAUAUUAAAGUUUUCUAACGAUCAUAAUAAACUACGAUACCAUAUGAAGGAUCAGUUAGAUACUGCCAUCCCUCAAGCUAUUGCAUUGUCGACUUAUGGUAAAGGAAUUCUUAACCUGCAUAACGGGGUUCUAAACAAAGCAGAGCGCCACCUUUCAGAUGCUAUAUCGUUAGCAAAGGAAACUGAUUUUGAAGAGUUGUUGAAGGAAGCAGAAGGUGAGUUAAAGAAGGCAAAGGAUCUUAAAGAACACAAUAACUCUUUGGAUAAGAGUACAGAUACAUGUCAAUAA